Gamsiella multidivaricata is the source of this 925-nucleotide messenger RNA. RefSeq lists its product as uncharacterized. NCBI's taxonomy places the organism in Eukaryota, Fungi, Mortierellomycota, Mortierellomycetes, Mortierellales, Mortierellaceae. The coding region runs from base 117 to 842 and encodes 241 amino acids. The record is from RefSeq and is a predicted model, not a curated record. Gene Ontology annotation, biological process: DNA-templated DNA replication. The transcript has 6 exons. Gene Ontology annotation, molecular function: chromatin binding.
CCGGGAAAAACUGUUGAAGAAACGGCAUUCAUCCAUUCCGUAUGCUAUAGAUCCCGUUGCUUAAUGCCGAGUCGAUCAGGACCCUGCCUCUCAACUCUCUCGUGAGAUUUCGCUGUAUGAUCCAGGAUACUGAGCUUUUGCAGGAAGUUGCUUUGUUUGCCACAUGUGCAAUUUCUCUUCCUAACGGCGAAGAGAAACUGGUUUGCUUUAGAUAUUCAGAUGGACCUAAGAAGGAAGAUACCCGGAUUAUGGAUCCUACUCAGAGCAUAAUGGACAUCAGGAAUAGCUACUACUGCGUCUCAAUCCCAGGGGAAUCACAAUGGGUCAAGGAUUAUGACCGAUCAAGGGACAGUGCCUUAGAUGUAGCACUUCAAGAUAUGGACCUUGAAGAUUCCACAUCGUCUGGAAAUGUUCCAGAACGUUACCCAUUUCAGGGCAUCGAUCACUUCGCUGUAGUCGUCAAAACUCACUCGUCUGAUAUAUCCGUCGGCGUAACAGACACGGUGGAGGUUAUUGGCGUUCUGGGCGCUAGCGAUAACCUGUUGUAUGGAGAUUCCUUUGAUUUAUUUGAGUCGUCCCGCGCCCCCAGUAUCCCGACUGUUCACGCCAUUCUCAUGCGUAAGGUCGAGGAUCAUGGACACCCAGAGCUUAGUCUGACUGGUCAUCCUGAAGCGAGUGACUUACAGCAUUAUGUCAAGGAAGCGGAAAGCAUCAGAAAGGAUCUGAUCCAAUAUAUCGCCUCAGCCGUUCAUGGAGAUCAACUAGCCGCUGAGCUGGUCCUCCUUCACUUUUUGGCCAGAGUGUACGUAUCACUCAAAAACAUAUGCCAUCUUUCCUCCUGAACGCGAAUUCGACGAAGGUGUAGCGUUUGUCAUAUUGAUCUAAUCCGCCAUCAUCCUGUAUUUCAUAGGUAUUCGAGGCCGAG